CCUGUGGAAAGUGCGGGAGGGGCGGGCGCCGGGCUGACCAAGGAGGAGGCGGCGGCGUGGAGCUGCCUCCCCGCGGGCGGGAGCGGGCCGAGCCCAGGGCGCUGCGGCGACGCCGGCAUCCUGCCUCGGCCAGGCGGAUCCCAGAGAUGAGACUGAGGUUGUUCGCAGUUCCUAAACUCAGUCAGAGCUGUCAGGUAAUUACAGGGUAGCUGGCAGCCCAGAGCCGGCCGGGCGUGGAGCUCAGCGCAGCGUCAGCCUCACCGAGUGCUCCUUCCCUGCGCCCUGCCGGGAGAAGGCACGGAGCUGGCUAAUCUUUAACAGUUCAGAGCGCCGGGGUGUCAGCCAGGUUCCCACUGGCCGAGCCAGGUCGGGGCUCUACCAUCUCACUUGGGGCUCUCUCUGAUCUCAGCUAGAGGCCAGUAAACAAGGACAUGGAAGAGACACCCUAGGUGGUGGUGAAGAGGACUCCAGUGCCCGAACUGCAGUUCGCCCAGCCCUAGCGCAGUGCCGAGCCCUCAGCGUGGACUGGGCAGGCCCUAGGAGUCCCCACAGGCUCUACCUGACUGUUCAGCAGGCCCUGCAGGACAAGGGGUGCCAGAGCAAGAGUCAGGGGACAAAAGAAGACAAGCUCCCGAAGAGGCAGGCACCAGCCCCCAGGCGGGACCGGGAGGCCCCGGAAGCUGGUGGUACCAUGAAUGUAGAGAAAACAGGUGGGCGGCUCUUUGGUAUCGGGAGGUACUCGAGCCUGUCGGGGUCACCAGGCCCAGCCCCCGUGGUGCAUAGAAUGGUGGAGGCCAUGUCCCAGCUUCAGGAGGAAAAAGAACAGCUUCAGGAGGAGCUGGUGGUCCUGCGGGAGAGGCUGGCCCUCCACAACAGUGACCAGCAAGCCACAUCCACCCAGCUGCAGAACCAGGUGGAGAAUCUGAAGGAAAAGCUCAUUAGCCAGGCCCAGGAAGUGAGCCGACUACGGUCAGAACUGGGAGGCACUGACUUGGAGAAGCACCGGGACAGGCUGAUGGUGGAGAACGAGCGUCUGAAGCAGGAGCUGAGGCGCUGUGAGGUAGAGUUGCAGGAGCUGCGGGCCCAGCCAGCUGUGCGCUGCCCAGGCUGUGAGCACAGUCAGGAAAGCACCCAGCUCCGUGACAAGCUGUCCCAGCUGCAGCUGGAGGUGGUGGAGAACAAAGGCAUGCUGUCAGAGCUGAACCUGGAGGUGCAGCAAAAGACAGACAGGCUGGCAGAGGUGGAGCUGCGCCUCAAGGACUGCUUGGCUGAGAAGGCACAGGAAGAAGAGCGGCUCAGCCGGCGCCUGCGUGACAGCCAUGAGACCAUUGCCAGCCUGAGGGCCCAGUCCCCACCAGUCAAGUACGUCAUCAAAACAGUGGAGGUAGAAUCAUCCAAGACCAAGCAGGCCCUCAGCGAGUCCCAGGCCCGGAACCAGCACCUGCAGGAACAGGUGGCCAUGCAGCGGCAGGUGCUAAAAGAGAUGGAGCAGCAACUGCAGAGCUCCAAUCAGCUGACAGCACAGCUCCGGGCUCAGAUUGCCAUGUAUGAGGCAGAGCUGGAGCGAGCACAUGGGCAGAUGCUGGAGGAGAUGCAGUCUCUGGAGGAGGACAAGAAUCGAGCCAUCGAGGAGGCCUUUGCCCGAGCCCAGGUAGAGAUGAAGGCAGUGCACGAGAACCUAGCAGGUGUCAGGACCAACCUACUGACACUGCAGCCAGCACUGCGGACUCUCACCAAUGACUACAAUGGGCUCAAGAGGCAGGUGCGAGGCUUCCCCUUGCUGCUGCAGGAGGCCCUCAGGAGUGUCAGGGCUGAGAUCGGCCAGGCCAUCGAGGAGGUCAACAGCAACAACCAGGAGCUGCUGCGCAAGUACCGCCGAGAGCUGCAGCUACGCAAGAAGUGCCACAAUGAGCUGGUGAGGCUGAAGGGAAACAUCCGGGUGAUCGCACGUGUCCGGCCAGUUACUAAGGAGGAUGGGGAAGGACCUGAGGCUACCAAUGCUGUGACCUUUGAUCCUGAUGAUGACUCCAUCAUUCACCUGCUGCACAAGGGCAAGCCUGUGUCCUUCGAGCUGGACAAGGUCUUCUCCCCAUGGGCCUCACAGCAGGAUGUCUUCCAAGAAGUGCAAGCUCUCAUCACCUCUUGCAUCGAUGGCUUCAAUGUCUGCAUCUUUGCCUACGGCCAGACAGGUGCCGGGAAGACAUACACCAUGGAGGGAACCCCGGAGAACCCAGGCAUUAACCAGCGGGCCCUGCAGCUGCUCUUCUCAGAGGUACAGGAGAAGGCAUCUGAUUGGCAGUACAACAUCACUGUCAGUGCAGCCGAGAUUUACAAUGAGGCCCUCAGAGACCUGCUGGGGAAAGAGCCUCAGGAGAAGCUGGAGAUCCGACUGUGCCCAGAUGGCAGCGGGCAGCUGUAUGUGCCUGGGCUGACCGAGUUUCAAGUGCAGAGCGUGGAUGACAUCAACAAGGUAUUUGAGUUUGGCUAUACCAACCGCACCACAGAGUUCACCAACCUGAACGAGCAUAGCUCCCGCUCGCAUGCCCUGCUCAUCGUGACAGUGCGUGGCGUGGACUGCAGCACGGGCCUCCGCACCACGGGGAAGCUGAACCUGGUAGACCUGGCUGGCUCAGAGCGUGUGGGCAAGUCCGGGGCUGAAGGGAGCCGCCUUCGGGAGGCCCAGCACAUCAACAGGUCGCUGUCUGCCCUGGGGGAUGUCAUUGCUGCCCUGCGCUCCCGUCAAGGCCAUGUGCCCUUCCGAAACUCCAAGCUCACCUACCUGCUGCAGGACUCACUCAGUGGUGACAGCAAAACGCUCAUGGUGGUGCAGGUGUCCCCAGUGGAGAAGAACACCAGUGAGACACUGUACUCCCUCAAGUUUGCAGAGAGGGUGCGCUCCGUGGAGUUGGGUCCAGGGUCCCGCCGCACAGAGCUGGGCUCCUGGUCAAGCCAGGAGCAUCUGGAGUGGGAGCCGGCUUGCCAGACACUGCAGCCAGCUACACGAGCCCAUUCUGCCCCUGGCUCUGGGACCAGUAGCCGCCCUGGUUCCAUCCGAAGGAAGCUGCAGCCAUCGGCCUGACGGCUGGGGCUACAUUCUCCAGGGAAGUUGAGGCCAGUGCCUGUAUGAGGAUGUGCCAUGCUGCCAGGCAUGGAGCCGGGCCCCAAGGCCUGGCUACCUGCUCCUGCUGCAGUGCCCACCAGGAACGCAGGAGAUGGAGGCUUUCCUGCCUCUCAGAGAUGAAACAUGUUCAGAAGGAAGCGAGUCUGUGUGUGGCUCUGGGCACCACAGCAUGGGCUGGAAGGCAGGGAUGGUGGUCUGCCUGGUAGGCUGAGACCAUGGGAGCCGGGCCUUUGGGGAGGGUGGGCCUCUCCUCUGGGCUCACUCCUCAUCUAGCUUAGGGGCCCAGUGGCUCCUCCUAUUAGAAGGACUGAGGAGCCUCCAGGAAGGUACAGGAGCCAGCUGGGUUGGUGGGAAGCAGGAGCAUCUCUACCUGUUCCCCUCUUGAGAACCAGAUCCUGAGGCUGGGUGUGUACAUAGUGUUCCAAGGUGUAUAUAGGAGCCCACUCUGUCAGGGGUUGGGCUAUAUUUAUGGCUGGCAGAAGCCAGUGGGUAGGGUUGUUUCCCAUCUGCCUGGCACCAGGCACUAUCCCUGUCCAUUGACUUUGCAACAUGUUCCUGCCCCUCAAAUCCUAUUUAAGAACUUUUGGAAUCUUAGCCAUUUUUACUUAUUAAACUCUUUUUA
Molecule: messenger RNA, 3743 nt
Organism: Nannospalax galili (Upper Galilee mountains blind mole rat)
Lineage: Eukaryota; Metazoa; Chordata; Mammalia; Rodentia; Spalacidae
Gene: Kifc3
Product: kinesin family member C3
Exons: 22
Coding region: 692-3079 (795 amino acids)
Biological process (GO): microtubule-based movement
Molecular function (GO): ATP binding; microtubule binding; microtubule motor activity
Source: RefSeq, a predicted model, not a curated record